CUGAGAAAAUUAAUUUAACGGCCGCCUGAAGUCGGAACAACAACUCGGAAAAGCAGAGAACAUUUUAGCACUUUUUCAGCACACUUUGACGACAAUGUUAAUGACAGUUCAGCGUUCAUGUUGUUUCCACUUUACCAUGUAAAAGCACAUGAACCCACCGAGAGCGACUUCACAACACGGGAAAUGGGAUCAUACAAGGAGCACUUGAACGCAACGUCCACAUUCAGCACUCUGUUAACGAGUCCAGUAACUUUGUUUUUAAGUAAUUUAUCUAACAUGUUGCAGUUGAAAGCUCUGGAGCUUCUGUUCUCCUGGUUCUGCCUGCUGACUGUGUCUGGAAUAACUCCUGGACACAUGGAUACAAACGGGUCGGGUGACGUCAGAGUGGUUGUGAAAGAAGGGAGUGACGCCAUUUUACCCUGUUCACUCAGCACCAAGGAGAACGCUGAGGAGAAACUCUUUGACUGGAAGAAAGAUGGUCCGAAGGAGAUUUUCUUUUAUGAUGCAGGAAUUCAUUAUAACAACGGCCGUCCAGGUCAAGAUCAGCAGUUCAAAGGUCGCGUCUCACAUUUUCAAGAUGAGCUGAAGUACGGCAUCGCCUCCAUCAUCAUCAGAAAUACGAAGGUGACCGACAGAGGAGACUACACCUGUGAUUUUCAACUUCUUCAGCCAAGACAGAUAUUCAACAUUCAGCUACUUGUUGACAUGCAAGUUGUCCUCUUCCUGCUUUAACUCUCCUUGGCCUGCCUGAUCUUUGUCUCCACAUCAUGUCAGAACUGAGCCUCUGCUUCUUCUGACUGCUCUGCAUCUGAUCUCAGGUGACUUAACUGCUUCUGUUCAAUGCUCUACUUUAACUACUUUUGAGUUUCCUUCAACAAAAUGCAUAUGAUUACAUUUA
Molecule: messenger RNA, 898 nt
Organism: Micropterus salmoides (largemouth bass)
Lineage: Eukaryota; Metazoa; Chordata; Actinopteri; Centrarchiformes; Centrarchidae
Product: butyrophilin subfamily 1 member A1-like
Exons: 3
Coding region: 118-732 (204 amino acids)
Source: RefSeq, a predicted model, not a curated record